Molecule: messenger RNA, 2401 nt
Organism: Ochotona princeps (American pika)
Lineage: Eukaryota; Metazoa; Chordata; Mammalia; Lagomorpha; Ochotonidae
Gene: CACNG3
Product: calcium voltage-gated channel auxiliary subunit gamma 3
Exons: 4
Coding region: 1115-2059 (314 amino acids)
Biological process (GO): neurotransmitter receptor internalization; positive regulation of synaptic transmission, glutamatergic; neurotransmitter receptor transport, postsynaptic endosome to lysosome
Cellular component (GO): postsynaptic density membrane; AMPA glutamate receptor complex
Molecular function (GO): channel regulator activity; voltage-gated calcium channel activity
Source: RefSeq, a predicted model, not a curated record
GCACGCUGCGGGCUUCCUUCCCCUUCCCCUUUCUUUAACCCUUCCCGGGGUGGAGGGACAGGGCAAUGCUGCAGCGCCCAGCAGCCGGAGCUCUGACAGCUCUAGGUUCAACGAAACUUUGCACGGAGCGUGGGCUUGACUAGGCAGUCAAUCCAGUCGGCUGGCUUUGGAACGGACGAAGAAAGGGUGCAAAAAGGACAGGCCCUUUCAGCACCCCGGAUAUUUAGGUCCGGGCACUUGCCAGGCUAGGGUGCAGCGGCAAGAGAGUGCUGUCCCUUUAGCACCGCAGAGGCUGGGACGACAGGCGGGAGGACAGACCAAAAGCUAUCCGUUCCGCACCACGGAGCCAGGGCAACAGGCGGGGAGCUGUCCCUUCCGCACCACGGAGCCAGGGCAACAGGCGGGGAGCUGUCCCUUCCGCACCACGGAGCCAGGGCUACAGGCGGGAGCUGUCCCUUCAGCACCACGGCUCUCUGCCCUCAGAGGAAAGCGCUCGGCCCCCGCCCCAGGACAGUCUUUUCUCCAGUUUGAGCGGGGGUGUCGGGAGCAGGCGGAGAGCUUUCCUGGGAGGCUGGGGAAGCAGUGAACACUUCUCAGCGACUCGCCUCCUAGCAGUGCUAUUUUUUGCCAUCCGCCCUCACCCCCCAGCACAUGCGCUCGCACACGCACGCACACACACACAUACACACACACGCACGCACGCACACAGACCUCUCUGGAUGUCUUUGCCUUGAAUCUCCCGGGGCUGUAACGAGCCAGGCACAUUUCAAACCAAGCUGACAGCCCUAAGCUUGGGAGCCAUGCCCUGCACGGACUCUCGUCACUACCGAGCUCCUGAGGAAUGAAAGGAACCCGGGGACUCUCAGAAGGCAGCAGUGAUGUGGACCAACCCCCUGGAGCCCGCACCCUUCAGAGGGCCAUAGGUGAUUCGGGGAACUGGAGAGAGCUCCAGACAGGAAAGCCUAGAUUCUCCAAAGUCUCUGUGGAUGCCGACAAAAAAGAGACAGGAAUUUUUGGAAGAGCGUGCUCUAGGUUAACCAGCUGCAGAGCGAUUUUCCCUCCGACACUGAGUCUCCCCCUUCAACCCCCAGCGUCCAGAGUACCAUGAAGAAUUAUGAGGAUGUGUGACAGAGGUAUCCAGAUGUUGAUCACCACUGUGGGAGCCUUCGCAGCUUUUAGUUUAAUGACCAUUGCAGUGGGCACGGACUACUGGUUAUAUUCCAGAGGUGUGUGCAGGACUAAAUCUACAAGUGAUAAUGAAACCAGCAGGAAGAAUGAAGAAGUAAUGACCCAUUCGGGGCUGUGGAGGACCUGCUGCCUAGAAGGGGCUUUCCGGGGUGUGUGCAAGAAAAUCGAUCACUUUCCUGAAGACGCAGAUUAUGAACAGGACACGGCCGAGUAUCUGCUGCGGGCUGUGAGGGCCUCCAGCGUCUUUCCCAUCCUCAGCGUCACACUGCUGUUCUUCGGCGGACUCUGUGUGGCGGCCAGCGAGUUCCACCGCAGCAGACACAAUGUCAUCCUCAGUGCGGGCAUCUUUUUUGUCUCUGCAGGGUUAAGCAACAUCAUUGGCAUCAUAGUUUAUAUCUCGGCCAAUGCUGGAGACCCAGGGCAGCGCGACUCCAAAAAAAGUUACUCCUACGGCUGGUCCUUUUACUUCGGCGCCUUCUCCUUCAUCAUCGCGGAAAUCGUGGGCGUGGUGGCCGUCCACAUCUACAUCGAAAAGCAUCAGCAGUUACGUGCCAAAUCCCACUCGGAGCUCCUCAAGAAAUCCACCUUCGCCCGCCUCCCGCCCUACAGGUACAGAUUCCGGCGGCGGUCGAGCUCAAGGUCCACAGAGCCCCGAUCCCGAGACCUGUCUCCCAUCAGCAAAGGUUUCCACACCAUCCCCUCCACCGACAUCUCCAUGUUCACCCUCUCGCGGGACCCCUCCAAGAUCACCAUGGGGACCCUCCUCAACUCCGACCGGGACCACGCUUUUCUACAGUUCCACAACUCGACGCCCAAAGAAUACAAAGAGUCGCUGCAUAAUAAUCCCAACCGGCGCACCACGCCCGUCUGAACUGACCUCUGACCUCUGUCCUCUGCCCCGCGCCUGCCCUGCGCAGUCUGGGGAGUCCGGCAGAGAUGUCGCCGAGGUUGCAUGGCAUGGUCCUCGUGAUGGUAUUACUUUAUUUUUGCCAAGAAUGAAACCAAAUGGACUCAGUCCUCGCCCAUGUGGUCCUCUGACCCUCCCAAGUCCCGCUCCCUCCACGCCUCUUAGACUAAGCCCUUAAUAUUCACCUUCUCCCUGUGUAUCUGUGCCAAAAGUUUUUCUUCUCUUCCUUCUGUGCCAGAAGGAGCUCCACAUUCUUCCCUCCUUGGAAGAAGACUGUACUCCAAGUCAUGGGUGGUGGUGGGGGGG